GCGGAGCUCGCCGACGACUCCGAGGAGGGGGAGGAGGCCCGCGCCCCCGCCGCGCCGGCGGCCCUCCGCCUGGCAGCCCAGGCGGUGUCCGCCGCCGGCGGCGGCGACGUCUGGGCGGUGCGCGCCACCGACCCGCCGGCCGCGCAGGGCCUGGCCGAGGCGGCCGCCGCAGAUCCGGGCAGCCCGCGCAGCCCCGCGCCCGCUGGGGCGCGCGCGCGGGCAGUCGCUGGCAGCCCCCUCUCAGGAGGGGGGCGCCCGCACGCCGCUGGCGGCGAGCCCUCUCGCCGACCGCGCGCCGCUGGGGGCGAGCCCGCCCGCGGGCGGCCGCACGCCGCCGAGGGCGGGCCCGUUCGCGAGCGGCCGCGCGCCGCUCGGGGCGAGCCCGUUCUUCGGCGGCGGCACGCCCGCGGCGGCGAGCCCGGAGGCCAGCGCGCCAGGCAGCCCCUGCAGCUCGCAGUGCCUCGGGGGCAGCCCGCAGCGCCUCGGCAGCCCCCAGAAGCAGCCCAGCGCGCGGAGCCUGAGCUUCGGCGGCUUCACGCCCGGCGGCGGCCUCGGGCGAGAGCGGGCGCCCCCCUCGGAGGUGGACGCCUUCACGCAGGAGACCCUGGCCCGGUGCGUCCGGGGCAGCGUGGCGGUGAGCGUCGUCACCGCCCCGGCGCACGCGGAGGCGCUGGACGUCUCCAGGGCGCAGUGGCUGGCGUGGCGCACAGGCGGCGACGUGCUUCACAUGCCAGGCUUCGGCCCCGCGAUGCAGGCGGAACUCGAGGAC
Molecule: messenger RNA, 769 nt
Organism: Prorocentrum cordatum
Lineage: Eukaryota; Dinophyceae; Prorocentrales; Prorocentraceae
Source: the annotation of a GenBank genome assembly